CCGCCGCCAUGGUUAUGUCCCAGGGCACUUACACGUUCCUCACGUGCUUCGCCGGUUUCUGGCUCAUCUGGGGUCUCAUCGUCCUACUCUGCUGCUUCUGCAGCUUUCUGCGUCGCCGCCUCAAACGGCGACAGGAGGAGCGACUACGUGAGCAGAACCUGCGCGCCCUCGAGCUGGAACCCCUGGAGCUCGAGGGCAGCCUGGCUGGAAGCCCCCCAGGCUUGGCGCCGCCGCCGCCACCGCAGCGCGGCCGCCUCGAGGCGCCGGCGCACGCUCAUCAGCACGUGCACGUCCACCCUCUGCUGCACCACGGGCCGGCGCAGCCACACGCACACCCGCACGCACACCACCACGCGCUUCCGCACCCGCCGCCGGCGCACCUAGCGGUGCCGCCAAGGCCUUGGAGCUACCCACGCCAAGCGGAAUCGGACAUGUCCAAGCCACCGUGCUAUGAAGAGGCGGUGCUGAUGGCCGAGCCGCCGCCGCCCUACAGUGAGGUGCUCACGGACACGCGCGGCCUCUAUCGCAAGAUCGUCACACCCUUUUUGAGCCGCCGAGAUAGCUCGGAGAAACAGGAGCAGCCGCCGCCCAGCUACAAGCCGCUCUUCCUGGACCGGGGUUACACGUCGGCACUGCACCUGCCCAGCGCUCCACGGCCCGCGCCACCCUGCCCUGCGCUCUGUCUGCAAGCGGACCGUGGCCGCCGGGUCUUCCCCAGCUGGACCGACUCCGAGCUCAGCAGCCGCGAGCCGCUGGAGCAUGGAGCUUGGCGUCUGCCGGUCUCCAUCCCCUUGUUCGGGAGGACUACAGCCGUAUAGAGGGGCGCCCGGCGUUCUGGGCCCCACCCGCACGGACUUGUGGCCUGACUGCGGGGCUUUUUAAAUGCUUCCCUUGGA
Enhydra lutris kenyoni (northern sea otter) is the source of this 896-nucleotide messenger RNA. RefSeq names its product proline rich 7, synaptic. Lineage: Eukaryota; Metazoa; Chordata; Mammalia; Carnivora; Mustelidae. The record is from RefSeq and is a predicted model, not a curated record. The coding region runs from base 9 to 818 and encodes 269 amino acids. The transcript has 2 exons.